UGACGAACACAAUCUCCUUCCUGCGAGAAGUCACCCAUAGUCUCCAUCGACAACGGCUAUGGCCAGUACACUUUUGCGGCGGCAACUUGCGCUGCCGAGGCGCUCUCUUUUGCGCUCAUUUUCCUCCUCAGUCGCUCGUCGUCAGCCAGAGGUUGUACAACCUGGUACCAAUGGAACGUAUCAAACUCAUACUGUAGAAGACUUGCAUGGCAUGAGUGCGGCAGAAAUUUUGAAAGAGACCGGGACCAGAGCUGAUGCGAAGUUGCGGCACUUUACUGUGAACUUCGGCCCCCAACAUCCUGCUGCUCAUGGGGUGUUGCGAAUGAUUUUGGAAUUGAAUGGAGAGGAAAUUCUUCGCGCUGAUCCACAUGUUGGCCUCCUCCACCGAGGAACUGAAAAGCUGAUCGAGUACAAGACAUAUGUCCAAGCUCUUCCCUACUUCGAUCGGCUUGACUACGUUUCCAUGAUGACCAACGAACUUUGCUACUCGCUUGCAGUCGAAAAACUCCUUAAUAUCGAGGUUCCGGAACGUGCAAAGUGGAUCCGUACCAUGUUUGGUGAAAUCACGCGUAUCCUUAGUCACUUGAUGGCCGUCUUGUCCCAUGCUAUGGAUGUUGGUGCUCUCACCCCGUUCUUGUGGGGCUUCGAAGAACGCGAAAAACUCAUGGAAUUCUAUGAGCGUGUUUCUGGUGCUCGACUCCACGCCGCCUACGUCCGUCCUGGUGGUGUAGCCUUUGACAUCCCGCACGGUCUCCUGGAGGAUAUACACAUAUGGGCAACGCAGUUCUCUUCCCGUGUCGAUGAAAUCGAAGAAGUCGUGACUGGCAACAGAAUAUGGAAGCAGCGAACUGUCGGAAUUGGUGUAGUAACUGCCAAGGAAGCUCUGGAUUACGGGUUCACGGGUGUCAUGCUACGAGGUAGUGGUAUCCCAUGGGAUUUAAGGAAAGUGCAGCCUUAUGACAAAUAUGAUGAGGUUGAAUUUGAUGUCCCGGUUGGAAAGAACGGCGACUGUUACGACCGGUACCUUUGCAGAGUCCAGGAGUUCCGCGAGUCCCUGCGCAUCAUACAUCAGUGUUUGAACAAAAUGCCGACAGGCGUCAUCAAGGUAGACGACAACAAACUCGUUCCGCCACCCCGUGCUUCGAUGAAAGAAAGUAUGGAGGCACUCAUUCAUCACUUCAAGCUUUUCAGCGAAGGCUAUUCAGUCCCACCAGGUGAGACUUACAACGCCAUUGAGGCUCCUAAAGGAGAGAUGGCUGUUUACCUCGUCUCGGACGGUACCAAUCGCCCAUACCGAUGCAAAAUUCGUGCUCCCGGCUUUGCCCAUCUUGCGGGUUCAGACUUCAUGAUGAGACAUCACAUGCUUGCUGACGCUGUUGCCAUCAUCGGUACUAUGGAUCUUGUAUUUGGUGAGGUGGACCGAUAGACACUGCCUGACAAUGUAUACCAUGAAUCUUCUAAUACAUGGUGAUAUCGUGUGUUCAAGUUUGCACUGAUGAUUACCUCGGGCUAUCAAAACAAUUGCGUACUCCUUGGUUUUUAAGAACGCAUCUGAAAUCAGCCUUCAAUUUUUCCGUGCGAUACUCAAUGCAACAUUUUAACAUGA
Molecule: messenger RNA, 1606 nt
Organism: Suillus bovinus
Lineage: Eukaryota; Fungi; Basidiomycota; Agaricomycetes; Boletales; Suillaceae
Product: Ndufs2, NADH:ubiquinone oxidoreductase 49 kd subunit
Exons: 14
Coding region: 59-1426 (455 amino acids)
Biological process (GO): mitochondrial electron transport, NADH to ubiquinone
Molecular function (GO): NADH dehydrogenase (ubiquinone) activity; NAD binding; quinone binding
Source: RefSeq, a predicted model, not a curated record